Molecule: messenger RNA, 2086 nt
Organism: Physella acuta
Lineage: Eukaryota; Metazoa; Mollusca; Gastropoda; Physidae
Biological process (GO): DNA repair; DNA recombination
Molecular function (GO): DNA ligase (ATP) activity; zinc ion binding; ATP binding
Source: RefSeq, a predicted model, not a curated record
UAUUUAAAAAAAAAUCACUGAACAAGUUGUGGAGAGAAUUCGUUGAAAUCAUACGCUUUAUUUCCCUGCUCUGCGAGAACAGAAGUAUCUUUAACAUGGCAGCAGUCGAAGCAAUGAAGAAAAAGUGCGAGUUUGGGGACAAAUGUUAUCGUAAAAACAAGAAACACAGGGAGGAAUUCUCACAUCCAGGGGACGAAGAUGAUAAAGCUGCUGCACCUUCAAAAACACGUAUUGUCCAUGCUAUUAGCGGUUCUGAUGACGAGGUCCCGUCCAUGAUAAGGCGAAGCUCAAAACGGAAGGCAGAAGAAGAAGCAAAAUCUACUUCCUCUACCCCACCAGAUACCCCAAAACCCUCCUCAUCCAAUCCCACAAAGCCACCGACCACCAGCAAACCACCACCAGCAAAAAAACAAAAAGUCGAUACUUCUGAAGAAGAAAAAAUCGCAGUUGACUACAGUAAAGGGAAAACUAAAAAAGCUAAUUCAAAAGCCCCAGAAGCAGCGGGCAGCUCAAAAAAUGAAAACAAGAAAAAUAACUCUCCACCUAAAAUUAUCAAAUAUCAGGAGAAACGGCAAAAGUGCAAGUAUUGGGCCAAAUGUUAUCAGACAAGCGAUACACAUAAAGAGCAAUUCUACCAUCCUAAAGAUGAAGAAGAUAAAGAGGAAGAGAAAAACACAAGAAGUAAGUCAUCAUCAGAAGAAUCUCUCAAUCCUUUGGAAGAUGGGGACACAGUGGAGUUCAAUACAGGCUAUAAGCUCAAACGAGAAGACGAUAUUUACUCAUGCACGUGUAAGGGGUUUCUUAUCCAGAGGGCGCCUAUAAAUGAAAGGACAUGCAAACAUUUAAAAGAAUAUCUUGGUGAGGAGUUUGACCAAAAGAGGCUUGAGGCUAGCAAGAAGCCAAAAAAGCCAUCAAUAAAAUCACACAUACAAGUCAGUGUUCUAUUGGCCAAGAAAUAUGAUGAAACUAAAAAUAAUCCAGUUGGCUGGUGGAUCAGUGAAAAGCUAGAUGGUGUGAGGGCCAUAUGGACUGGAAGUUGUUUUUACUCCAGACUAGGAAAUGCUUUUUACGCACCUGAUUGGUUUACAAAGGAUUUACCUAAAGAUAUUUAUCUGGAUGGAGAGUUGUUUGGUGGCAGAGGUCAAUUCCAGUCCACAGUCAGCAUUGUAAAGACUGCUGAAAGUCCCAAGUGGAAAGACAUCAAAUACCAUGUGUUUGACUCACCACGAAUGGGAAAGGAAACUUUUGAGAAGAGAAUGAACAUUAUUAAGGAUUACUUUGAAGAGCACCAACCAGAAUAUGCUGUUUUUGUUGAGCAAGUCAAGUGCAAAAGUAAAGAACAUUUAGAGGAAAAAUUAACCAAAGUUCUCAACAUGGGAGGCGAAGGGUUAAUGAUUCGCAAACCUUUGUCUAAAUAUGAAGCUACAAGGUCGGAUACACUCCUCAAGAUAAAGAAGUUUUAUGACGCAGAGGCCAUUGUCAUAGGACAUGAAGACAGUAAAUCUAACCCUGGCCUGUGUGGAGCACUCAGAUGUCGCAUGGCUUGUGGGAAGGAAUUCUCUGUUGGGUCAGGGUUAAACAAUAAGGAUAGAAGAAACCCACCAAAGAUUGGGACCAUCAUUACUUACAAAUUUCAAGAAAUUACCAAAGGUGGCUCACCUAGAUUCCCUACUUAUGUUGGUAUACGAAUAGACAUGACAGAACCCAAGGAUGCUGAAAUUAGGGAGGUUAUGGACGAAGAUGAUGCUUGAAGCAAUUAUAGACCUUAUACCCCCAAUCAAUAUCUAGAUGUGAUAUUUUAAGUCAUACACUUAUGCUAACUUUGGCAAUAUUAUGAAAUGUAAUAAUGAAUUUGUACAUUUCUAAAGACUUUGUUGGCUGAGUUUUGUGACAAGCCAAAAAUGAAAUUUAAAUGCAAUUAAUGUUUAGAUAGACAUGAAAGAAAAUAAUGCAUUUGUGUGUGUUUUAAACCAAAAGGCAGCACAAUUUGUAUGUAUGUGAAAUAUGUAUUUUUUUUCUAUUUAUUGUCACAUGUAAAAUAGUCUAAGCAUAAAGUGUGAUAUAAGGCAGUAUUUAUUUUUUAUUG